AUGGAAGACGUGUUUGUCACGAUACUCCAAAACAAUCACAUCAAGCCAUGUCGCAGCAGCAGUAGAAGUAGAAAAGUAGAAGUAGAAGUAGAAGUAGAAGUAGAAGUAGAAGUAGAAGUAGAAGUAGAAGUAGAAGUAGAAGUAGAAGUAGAAGUAGAAGUAGAAGUAGAAGUAGAAGUAGAAGUAGAAGUAGAAGUAGAAGUAGAAGUAGAAGUAGAAGUAGAAGUAGAAGUAGAAGUAGAAGUAGAAGUAGAAGUAGAAGUAGAAGUAGAAGUAGAAGUAGAAGUAGAAGUAGAAGUAGAAGUAGAAGUAGAAGUAGAAGUAGAAGUAGAAGUAGAAGUAGAAGUAGAAGUAGAAGUAGAAGUAGAAGUAGAAGUAGAAGUAGAAGUAGAAGUAGAAGUAGAAGUAGAAGUAGAAGUAGAAGUAGAAGUAGAAGUAGAAGUAGAAGUAGAAGUAGAAGUAGAAGUAGAAGUAGAAGUAGAAGUAGAAGUAGAAGUAGAAGUAGAAGUAGAAGUAGAAGUAGAAGUAGAAGUAGAAGUAGAAGUAGAAGUAGAAGUAGAAGAAGAAGUAGAAGAAGAAGUAGAAGAAGAAGUAGAAGAAGAAGUAGAAGUAAGAAGUAGAAGAAGAAGUAGAAGUAGAAGAAGAAGUAGAAGAAGAAGUAGAAGAAGAAGUAGAAGAAGAAGUAGAAGAAGAAGUAGAAGAAGAAGUAGAAGAAGAAGUAGAAGAAGAAGUAGAAGAAGAAGUAGAAGAAGUAGAAGAAGAAGUAGAAGAAGAAGUAGAAGAAGAAGUAGAAGAAGAAGUAGAAGAAGAAGUAGAAGAAGAAGUAGAAGAAGAAGUAGAAGAAGAAGUAGAAGAAGAAGUAGAAGAAGAAGUAGAAGAAGAAGUAGAAGAAGAAGUAGAAGAAGAAGUAGAAGAAGAAGUAGAAGAAGUAGAAGAAGAAGUAGAAGAAGAAGUAGAAGAAGAAGUAGAAGAAGAAGUAGAAGAAGAAGUAGAAGAAGAAGUAGAAGAAGAAGUAGAAGAAGAAGUAGAAGAAGAAGUAGAAGAAGAAGUAGAAGAAGAAGAAGAAGAAAAAAUAAAAGCAGAAAACGGAGAAGCAGAAUGGCAGGCACAAGCACGAGCACAAGCUCUAGCCGAUCUCUCACCUGUCAUGUCAGCAACGACCAGAUCCACUCCCAGCCUCCUUCUGUCCCCCCCCCUGCCUCCCCAGCCUCUCCCAUUCCCCCCUUUCCUGCCACAGGGGAGUCGCUGGCAGCCGGGGGACUGGAAGGCCCAUAG
Molecule: messenger RNA, 1275 nt
Organism: Closterium sp. NIES-65
Lineage: Eukaryota; Viridiplantae; Streptophyta; Zygnematophyceae; Desmidiales; Closteriaceae
Source: the annotation of a GenBank genome assembly